Messenger RNA from Helianthus annuus (common sunflower), 3092 nucleotides. Its product is annotated as transcription factor GTE10. The record is from RefSeq and is a predicted model, not a curated record. Bases 696 to 2858 code for a protein of 720 amino acids. Lineage: Eukaryota; Viridiplantae; Streptophyta; Magnoliopsida; Asterales; Asteraceae. Gene Ontology annotation, molecular function: protein binding. The transcript has 10 exons.
CUCUCUCUAUACCAUCUCUAUUUCGGUAAGUCUCUCUCUCUCACAUCGAUCUUUUUACCCUUUCUCUCUCUAUAUCUCUCUAUUUGUCUUCACUUUUUGUCCAUUAUUCUUCUCGAUCCACCGAGCCAGAGGCUUUUCUAGGGUUUCUAUACACGCCUCUCCUCUCUCUCUCUCUCUCUAUAUAUAUAUAUAUAUAUACACACACAUAUACAUCCAAUCAAUCAACAUACAUAUUCUUCUGUUUUCAAUUUCAAUUUUUGACUCCAAGAUCCACACCUUUUCUAUUGGAUCUUCUCAAAUCCUUCACUCCUAGGGCUUAAUUUUGCAAUCCUCUCACUCUAGGGUUUCCUUCGCAUUGGAUUCGAACGUUCUUGAUCUUGAUCGAUUGGUGAAUCAAGGUUACCGAUAAUUAGGGUUAGGUUUUCGAUUCGAUUCGUUUGUUAUUUCAAUUCAAUUUGAAGCUAUAUUUGUCGACUAUUUUGAAAUUAGACACAUGAAUUGAUAAAUGCUGAUAUGAAUAUUAUGAAUAUGAUGAAUACUAUGAAUAUCAGAAUAUUGGAUUACUAUACCUGUUGAGUUUUUAGAUAGUGUUUCUUGAGAGUCUGAGUAUCAACUUUUUAAGUAAGUUUUGAAGUUAUAUGAGACCUGUUUGUUGGAUAUAGAGUUUUAACUUUUAAAGGAGUUAUCGAAAACGAAUGACUCAGAUGAUGGGGAAGAGUAGGAAGGUUUCCAAGGGUUACACAAAUGGGUUUGUACCGGAUUAUCGUCACGCGGUUGAGACAAUGGCUGACUCGGAAGGGUACGGUAGUUCAGGGCGGGUGGAUAUGGAAAUUACUGUUUCAGAGGUUUCUUGUGCGCCAAGGAACAAAUCGGUUAACUUGAGUAGUGACGGUUAUCAACAUUUUGGGGUUCCGAUUCAGGUUGUGUGUCUAUCGAAGUUAUCGAGUUUUGAGAGGAAAGAAUUGGAGUUGAGGUUAAAACGUGAGCUUGAACGAGUUAGAAUUUUUCAGAGGAAUAUCGAUGAGGGUUUGUCGCCGUCGAGUGAUGUUCAUAGUUGUAGUGCUGGACAAAGGAAAUCGGUUCCUGAGUUUUCGCGUUGUGUAAAGAAAAGGGGACCACCAGGGUUGAACGGGAAUGGUGGGUCCCAGUUAAAGAAGGCGGUGUUGCCUCCGGCUACCGGGAAUGCUAUGUUGAUGAAACAAUGUGAGACGCUUUUGAACCGUUUGAUGGGUCAUAACUUUGGUUGGGUGUUUAAUACUCCGGUUGAUGUAGUGGCGUUAAAGAUUCCGGAUUAUCAUACGGUUAUUAAACAUCCGAUGGAUUUGGGAACUGUGAAAACAAAGCUGAAUUCGGGAAAAUAUGCCGAUCCAUGGGGGUUUGCUGCCGACGUUAGGUUGACUUUUUCAAAUGCGAUGACUUAUAAUCCACGUGGAAACGAUGUGCAUAUAAUGGCCGAAACAUUGAGUAAGUUUUUUGAAGUUAGAUGGAAAGCGAUUGAGAAGAAACUAUCAGUGGCUACAGAUACGGUUAUUCCAGUUAGACAGAAUGUUCCGGAAACCGACAUUGAAACUGCUACUGUUAUGCCUCCGUUAAAAAAGAAAAAGACUUCAUCUUUCGGAAAUGAACGAAAGCAAGAACCCGUGAAAAAGACGAUGUCUGUUGCUGACAAGCUUAAAUUGAGCUCUGAAUUGGAGGCUUCACUGGCGGAUUUACCUGAAACGAUAAUUGAUUUUCUUAAAGAAAAUAGUUCAAACGGGAAUGCUACAGCGGAUGAUGAGAUAGAGAUUGAUUUAGAUACUUUUAGCGAUGAAACAUUGUUCAAGUUGAGGAAGAUUCUAGAUGAUUUUUUGGUGGAUAAACAAAAAAGCACGGUUAAACCGAAAAGUUGUGAAGUCGAGAUUCAUAAUGAGUCAGGGAUUAUUAACUCUUCUGUGCAAGCAGUCAAAGUUAAUGAUGUGAAUGAAGAGGAUGUAGAUAUUGGUGGAAAUGACUUGCCUGUAACGAGCUUCCCACCAGUAGAGAUAGAGAAAGAUACAGCUGCCAGAAACAGUAAAUGCAGUAGUUCAAGUAGCUCCAGUAGCGAUUCUGGAUCAUCAUCUAGUGAUUCAGACAGUGAAUCAGAAGGUGCUAAGAUUUCUGCCAUUGUAAACAAUAUCAAGGCUUCAUUGGGCCCUGAUGUUAAUUUGGAGCAAAUGACGGAUAUUCCCCAUGAUGCACAAGAUAUUGUGAAUGGUGUGGGAAAAGUUGAGCAGAAAUCUGAAUCUAUUCCUGUUUCUGCUGAAACUGAUGGUCAUCAAGAGGGGGAGCGCGCUCCAAACGAAAGGCAAGUCUCUCCUGACAAGCUUUAUCGCGCGGCACUAUUGAGAAGUCGUUUUGCUGACACCAUUCUCAAAGCUCAAGAGAAAACCGUUGGAAAGGUUGAGCAGCAGGAUAUAGAGAGGUUGAGGCUUGAUAAGGAAGAGAUAGAAAAGCGAAGAAAAGAAGAAAAAGCUCGGCUGCAAGCUGAAGCAAGGGCUGCCGAAGAGGCAAAACGAAAAGCAGAAGUAGAAGCAGCUGCUGAAGCCAAACGGAAAAGGGAACUUGAUAGAGAAGCAGCACGUCAAGCUCUACAAAAGAUGGAAAAGAUGGUUGAUAUAAAUGACAACUCGCAGUUUCUCGAAGACCUCGAAAUGCUAAGCGUGGGACCCACCGAGCCUUUACAAAGCUUAAUAGAUGAAAACAGUGCAGAUGGUUUUCAAGAUCCUUUAGGGAGCUUUAACUUGAAUGGAAAAGGGAAUCCAUUGGAGCAACUUGGUUUAUAUAUGAAAGAUGAUGACGAAGAGGAUGAUGACGAGCCAAGAACCGGUCCCGCCAUAUGAGACGGUCACGACGAAGUAGAGAUAGAUUGAUUUUUUUUUUUUUUUUUUGCUAUUGUUUUCAAUUCAAAGGUUAGUUUGGGUAUUUUACAUUCAUGGUAGUUAAGGUAGGUUCAAAAGGUGGAUUUCUUGUUUUUCUUUUGAGUUUACAUUUAUUGUAUAAAAAGGUGAAAAGGACUAAAAGUGUAAAUAAAAUUUCAAUAAUGGCCAAUAACACUACAAAGAAAUAGACCACCA